Messenger RNA from Ostreococcus tauri, 888 nucleotides. RefSeq names its product Band 7 protein. The transcript has 2 exons. NCBI's taxonomy places the organism in Eukaryota, Viridiplantae, Chlorophyta, Mamiellophyceae, Mamiellales, Bathycoccaceae. The record is from RefSeq and is a predicted model, not a curated record. The coding region runs from base 1 to 888 and encodes 295 amino acids.
AUGGCGCCCACCGGAUGCUGCUGCUUCACGUGCGUGCCCACCGGGACCGUGCAGGUUAUUCAACAGUGUGGGAAGUUUGCGUUCUUCGCGCGCGAGGGAUGCCACUUCGUGAACCCGUUCACGGGACAGGCGGUGGCGGGCGCGCUGUCGACGCGCGUGCAAUCGCUCGACGUGAGCGUGGAGACGAAGACCAAGGAUAACGUGUUCGUGAUGAUCGUCGUGAGCACGCAGUAUCAAGUGCUCGCGGGGGAGGAGAAGCGCUUGUACGACGCGUUCUAUAAACUCACGGACUCUCGGGCGCAGAUUCGAUCGUACGUGUUCGACGUCGUGCGCUCGACGGUGCCCAGGAUCAAGUUGGACGACGUCUUCGAGUCCAAGGAGGAGAUCGCGAUGAGCGUCAAGGAGUUGCUGAGUAAAUCGAUGAAUGAGUUCGGUUAUCAGAUUUUGAAUACCCUCGUAACGGAUAUCGCGCCGGACGCGCGAGUGAAGCAGGCGAUGAACGAGAUCAACGCGGCGCAGCGCGCGCGCGUCGCGGCGCAGGACCGCGCCGAGGCGGACAAGAUCAUGGUCGUCAAGGCGGCUGAGGCCGACGCCGAAUCUAAGUACUUGGCGGGUACCGGUAUGGCGCGUCAGCGUCAGGCCAUUAUCGCCGGUCUUCGCGAAUCCGUCGUCGAUUUCCAAGAGUCCGUUGACGGCAUCUCGAGCAAGGACGUGUUGGAGAUGAUGAUGAUGACGCAAUACUUCGACACGAUGAAGGAAGUCGGUACGACGCAAGGUAACUCGACCAUUUUCGUCCCGUCCGGUCCGGGUGCCGUCGCGGAGGCUUCGCAAUCGAUCCGCAUGGGUCUGAUGCAGGGCCAAGCGGCGGUCAACAAUAUGCGUCAUUAA